UUGUUCGGUGUACCACAGGAGCUGGCCCCAUUUUGGACCAAUGCUCUUCACUGGUUGGAUGCGGGGCGACGUGGCACUGUGGGCGUCCUGCAACAUAAAGCCCUCGACAAUCUCAAGAAAUCUGGGUUAAGGUGUGAGAAGAGCGACUUCAGGAAUGACCUGAGUGUGUUUGUGUGUUCGGCAUACAGUGACAAACACGCAGAAGAAAUCCACAACUUUGUGGCAGAGGGAGGAGGUCUGCUGAUUGGUGGCCAUGCUUGGUACUGGGCACAGUCACACAAAGGCGGAAAUCCCUUGACAGAAUUCGCAGGGAACAAGAUCCUGAAUAAAAUGGGCUUGAGCCUUUUGCCUGAAACCAUUGGGGGCGGUCGCUUCAAAGCUCCUGUACCCAGCCAGACUGGCAAAGACAGCUACCACUUCUGCCACCUUCUACAGCGUUUUGCCGCUCAUGUGACUGAGGGAGAGGAUCUUACCAAGAACGAGGAGCAAUGCCUUAAAAAGUUUGGCAAGGACUGUGCCUCCUUCUUAAAAAUGCAAGCCCAUGAUCGCUGUUCAUACGCUCAGGUCUUGUCCACCCUUACGCACGUCCUGAAGAAAUCGGGCAUGCCUCAGGUGUGUGACACCUGCCCAGUGAAAAGUCCCAAAGACCAUCUGCUGCUCAACAUGGGUUCAGAGGUCUUUAAGGUUUGCCCCAAUCCUGACAGCCUGUUGCCUUACCUCAUCAAUGAGAACCCCCUGUUGCCCGUUGUCUAUAAUCACAGGGUCACUUUGAAUGUCAACACAGCAGACAGAGAAGAGUGGGUCAGUACCGGGCUCUACCUUUCUCAAGGCAUGAAAACCUAUAUGGCAAUGCCUGGUGAGAUUGUCAACAAGGGAUGGAUGGUCCAAAUCGGUUGUCAAACAGACUAUCUUAAGGCUGAGGAGCUGAAGAGAGCGCCCAAUGUUCAUGAGCAAUUUCCCAUUGACAGUGAGAUGAUGCAGGUGUGGAACUUGUGGGGAGGUCUCAUCUACUUGGUGGCCCCACCUAAAACCCAAGUGGGAGGGGUACAGGUCAUAGUGCAGGUAGCUGUGCCGGCACCUUAUUAUAAAUCUGGUAUGACAACACCAGCCGAUUGGGCCAUGCUGCGAACAGCUCCUUCCCCUUGGGCAGAGUUGGAGUUUGAAAAUAUCAUACUCACUGUACCAUCAGAUACCAUUAGGAAUCUGGAAAGACCAGAUCUGCUGGCAGCGCUCUGGGACUCGAUCAUGAAAGGCAUUGCCGACUUAGCUGCCAAGCCACACAAAUUUCCCCGCAAAGAACGCUUUGUAGCAGAUGUACAAAUUUCUCAUGGUUGGAUGCACGCCGGCUACCCCGUCAUGAUGCACAAGGCCUCGGCAGAGGCGCUGGUCAACCUUGAGCAGGCCAAGACUAAAGGUUUAUGGGGCCCAAUCCACGAGCUCGGGCACAACCAGCAGAGAGAUCCCUGGGAGUUCCGGCCACACACCACAGAGUGUACAUGCAACAUUUGGUCAGUGUACAUCCAUGAGGAGGUGUUGGGGAUCAACAGGGGAAAGGCUCACGGCGAUGUCGCUUCAGCAAAAAGGAAGAGUCGAUUGGAGGAAUUUGUCAAAGGGGGCAGGCAACUCAGCAAGUGGGAGGUGUGGGUGGCUCUUGAAACAUACUUGCAGCUCCAGGAGAGAUUUGGAUGGGAUGCCUUCAAGAAGGUAUUUGCUGCUUACCACAAGAUAAGUAAUUAUCCAAAGGACAACGGCGGCAAGAUGAACCUGUACGCAGAGACUUUCUCCAAAACUGUGGGAAUGAACCUGUGUGGAUUCUUUAAAGCCUGGAGCUGGCCCAUCGAAAAGGCUACUGAGGAGAAACUAGCCAACCUUCCAACCUGGGUGGACCACCCCAUGGUCCAGUUUGGUUGAAUCUUGGGAUGAUUGAUUGAAAUAUAGAAGCGCUACAUUGUUGAAUGUGUUCAGAUUUUUUUGUUUUUUUUACAGCACUAAAUUUACACUUGAUUAUAUUUUGUUUUACUGCUCCAAAACAAAUAACAACCCUCAAUGAAAUAAUGACAAAUAAUUAAUUGCUUUCUCACAGACUAAAUUUUUUUCUCGGAUGAGUAGCAAAACAAGAAAACUUUGAGCAAGAAUCCUUUGCUGAAGCAUUUAAAGUUAUGAUACAAUUGCAAAUAACCUAGUCCCGUUUUCAAUGUUUUUUAAUGUAUUUGUGUGUAUUUGUGUGCCAUUUAAAUGGCACAAUGUCUUUGCUGUCAAUGGGAAAAGGGCCAAUAAAUGUUUUCAUGAUGCAUUUACAU
Molecule: messenger RNA, 2300 nt
Organism: Hippocampus comes (tiger tail seahorse)
Lineage: Eukaryota; Metazoa; Chordata; Actinopteri; Syngnathiformes; Syngnathidae
Product: TRPM8 channel-associated factor homolog
Exons: 9
Biological process (GO): positive regulation of protein targeting to membrane
Cellular component (GO): plasma membrane
Molecular function (GO): transmembrane transporter binding
Source: RefSeq, a predicted model, not a curated record